GCAGAAAAUCAAAAUCAGAAAGAUUUUAUUUUGUUUUCUUUUCAUGAUUCUUCAUGUGAAAACCCAAAUUCCUUGGAUCGUCACGAGAAAGCUGGAACCACCAACCGCUACUGAAUCCUCCUCAUGUCACUCAUCAAUGCCUUCCCUUUCCUCUCACUUGUGAAUUGCUGAUUAAUACUUUCCUUCAAUCUAUGGAUUCCUCUUCCUUCAUCCUUCUCUACAUUUUCAGUGGAGUUUCGAUUUUGGGGUAGCUGUUUUGCCUGGAUUCGAAAGCUGAAGUGUUUUAACUUUCGUUCUCGUUUCUUCCUCUCUUAUCCUCUUCUCUUCUUUUCGAUUUUUCGCCCUUGAAUCUCUUUAUCUGAGAGAUGAAGGACGCGGAGAAAAAGAAGUACCCCAUUGGCCCUGAGCAUUAUGAACUGCUCGAGGAGAUUGGCCAGGGGGUAAGUGCUCAUGUGCACCGUGCUCGUUGCAUUCCUUUUAAUGAGAUCAUUGCCAUAAAAAUCCUAGAUUUUGAGCGAGAAAACUGCGAUCUGAAUAAUGUUUUUCGUGAAGCACAGACCAUGACCUUGGUUGACCACCCUAACGUCCUAAAAUCACACUGCUCCUUUGUUAGUGAUCAUAAUCUGUGGGUUAUCAUGCCAUAUAUGGCUGGUGGUUCAUGUCUUCACAUAUUGAAAGCUGCCUACCCAGAUGGUUUUGAGGAGGUUGUAAUAGCUACAAUAUUGCGAGAGGUAUUGAAGGGUUUAGAGUACCUUCAUCAUCAUGGCCAUAUACAUAGAGAUGUUAAAGCUGGGAACAUUCUAAUUGAUGCCCGUGGUGCAAUCAAGCUGGGAGAUUUUGGUGUAUCUGCUUGUCUUUUUGAUUCAGGUGACAGGCAACGUACGAGGAAUACAUUUGUGGGGACACCUUGCUGGAUGGCACCUGAGGUCAUGGAGCAACUGCAUGGUUAUGAUUUCAAAGCAGAUAUCUGGUCUUUUGGUAUAACAGCAUUGGAGCUUGCCCAUGGUCACGCUCCUUUCUCAAAGUAUCCUCCCAUGAAGGUACUUCUUAUGACAUUGCAAAAUGCACCACCUGGCCUUGAUUAUGAACGUGAUAAGAAGUUCUCUAAGUCAUUUAAGCAUAUGAUUGCGAGCUGCUUGGUAAAAGAUCCUUCAAAACGACCCACUGCAAGCAAGUUGCUAAAGAAUUCCUUUUUUAAGCAAGCUCGCUCAAAUGAUUACAUUUUGCGAAGGAUUUUGGAAGGGCUGCCUAAUUUAGGUGAUCGCAUCCAGGCCCUAAAGAGGAAAGACGAAGAUAUGCUUGCAAAGGAACAAAUGCCUGAUGGGCAGAAGGAGGAAAUAUCACAGAACGAAUACAAGCGAGGAAUUAGUAGCUGGAACUUCAAUCUUGAUGAUAUGAAAGCUCAGGCUUCAUUGAUACAGGAUUAUGAUGAUGCAAUAUCUGAAAUCAAUCCGGGAGGGAGUUCGAGUUCUUUUUGUACAGUUGAUGUACAAGAGAAGCAAUCACCACGUGCAAACCAUUCUCAAAUUGCUGAUAUGGAAGAUAACGAAGAGAUGCGAAAUCAGUCAGCUUCUGUACCUGCAGUGGAUUUCACAACAACCAGUGCCAAGGUUAGAAGUGAAAAAUCUGAUGACGACUCUAUCACCAGUUCAAGCCAUGAACACCACUUAUCACGGAGUGCUUCACCGUGUCUAGAAGAUCAUGUGGUGGACCAUAAUUUGAGUGAAAAAUGUGAUAUUGAGAAUGGUGGAAGACAGGUGGAGCCUACUCAUUCUUAUCACAGAAGAUGCUCAUCAAGCAUCUUACCUGAAGUUACUCACACGCCUACUCGUGGAGAAAUAGAGAAGAUGCCACAUCUGUCCCAUAGCGUUUCAAAUUGCAAUGCAACAACAGUACCACUGUCAGGAGAAGCAGCUAAUUUGGAUGACACUGAUGAGAAAGUAAAGGUACCAGUGGUACAGCAGAGAGGACGUUUUAAGGUUACAUCUGAGAAUGUUGAGUUAGAAAAGGUGGGCCCAACUCCUAUUCUGCAAAAGAGUCAAAGCAUGCAGGUUAUUAGCUCUCACAAUGUAACUCCUCUACCUUCAAUUUUACCACUGCCACCGACAUCUGAGGCUGCCUCAUCAAAUCCUUCUGGUUCUUCGCUUUACCAGUUAUUGCAUUGUGCGUUGCAAGCAAAUAUUGAACAAAGGGACACCAUCUUACUUUUAAUGAAACAUGUAGUUGCUGGUGAUCCUACAGUUGAUGGGGCAUCUAACCAAGCACUGCCUUCGGCUAUGGAGAAAUCUUUGCUUGAAGCAUCUCAUGAGAAAGAGAAAGAGCUACUUCAUGAAAUAACGGAGCUGCACAAGAGGCUCCAAAGUGCCCAGGAUGAGAUUAAGAAGUUGAAAUCAGAAAACGGCCAGGUGUGAUACUACUGCACUAUCCGAACGGAUAUUUGGAAUAGGAUCUUGGAGGUGUUGUCGUUGUUCAUCAAGUGCAGGCCUAGGAGUACUCAAAUAUAAGUACUUCAGGGACACUUACAAUAAAAAAAAGUAGAGGAAGAAAGUAGAAUGGAGAUGACUGCAAAAUCUUUUUAACUAUCAAGAGGUUUUUUACCGAAUAUUUUGUUUUCAAUUACGCCAUAGGUGAUAUGAAUUUUAUCCUAGUCUAUAUUAAUAUGCAGAUUCAAUGUUGAUAAUA
This is a messenger RNA of Prosopis cineraria, 2682 nucleotides long. RefSeq names its product serine/threonine-protein kinase BLUS1-like. Bases 366 to 2411 code for a protein of 681 amino acids. Gene Ontology annotation, biological process: protein phosphorylation. The record is from RefSeq and is a predicted model, not a curated record. Gene Ontology annotation, molecular function: protein serine/threonine kinase activator activity; ATP binding; protein kinase activity. NCBI's taxonomy places the organism in Eukaryota, Viridiplantae, Streptophyta, Magnoliopsida, Fabales, Fabaceae. The transcript has 22 exons.